This is a messenger RNA of Schistosoma intercalatum, 5958 nucleotides long. The record is from the annotation of a GenBank genome assembly. NCBI's taxonomy places the organism in Eukaryota, Metazoa, Platyhelminthes, Trematoda, Strigeidida, Schistosomatidae.
AUGAACCAACUUUCGUCUAUUUCUUUCUUCAAGACAGGUAAAGGGGAUUCUGUGACUUUGACAAAUUCAUCAUCUCGGAAGUUUGCUCGAACACUUGUGGACUCGUUAAACGUUUGUGAUGAUGAUGUGGAUGUGGAGAAGAGUCAUGAGAACCACGACUCACAUUUCACUGGCUUCAAGACAGGUAAAGGGGAUUCUGUGACUUUGACGAAUUCAUCAUCCCGGAAGUUUGCUCGAACACUUGUGGACUCGUUAAACGUUUGUGAUGAUGAUGUGGUUGUGGAGAAGAGUCAUGAGAACCACGACUCACAUUUCACUGGCUUCAAGACAGGUAAAGGGGAUUCUGUGACUUUGACGAAUUCAUCAUCUCGGAAGUUUGCUCGAACACUUGUGGACUCGUUAAACGUUUGUGAUGAUGAUGUGGAUGUGGAGAAGAGUCAUGAGAACCACGACUCACAUUUCACUGGCUUCAAGACAGGUAAAGGGGAUUCUGUGACUUUGACGAAUUCAUCAUCUCGGAAGUUUGCUCGAACACUUGUGGACUCGUUAAACGUUUGUGAUGAUGAUGUGGUUGUGGAGAAGAGUCAUGAGAACCACGACUCACAUUUCACUGGCUUCAAGACAGGUAAAGGGGAUUCUGUGACUUUGACAAAUUCAUCAUCCCGGAAGUUUGCUCGAACACUUGUGGACUCGUUAAACGUUUGUGAUGAUGAUGUGGAUGUGGAGAAGAGUCAUGAGAACCACGACUCACAUUUCACUGGCUUCAAGACAGGUAAAGGGGAUUCUGUGACUUUGACAAAUUCAUCAUCCCGGAAGUUUGCUCGAACACUUGUGGACUCGUUAAACGUUUGUGAUGAUGAUGUGGUUGUGGAGAAGAGUCAUGAGAACCACGACUCACAUUUCACUGGCUUCAAGACAGGUAAAGGGGAUUCUGUGACUUUGACGAAUUCAUCAUCCCGGAAGUUUGCUCGAACACUUGUGGACUCGUUAAACGUUUGUGAUGAUGAUGUGGAUGUGGAGAAGAGUCAUGAGAACCACGACUCACAUUUCACUGGCUUCAAGACAGGUAAAGGGGAUUCUGUGACUUUGACGAAUUCAUCAUCUCGGAAGUUUGCUCGAACACUUGUGGACUCGUUAAACGUUUGUGAUGAUGAUGUGGAUGUGGAGAAGAGUCAUGAGAACCACGACUCACAUUUCACUGGCUUCAAGACAGGUAAAGGGGAUUCUGUGACUUUGACGAAUUCAUCAUCUCGGAAGUUUGCUCGAACACUUGUGGACUCGUUAAACGUUUGUGAUGAUGAUGUGGAUGUGGAGAAGAGUCAUGAGAACCACGACUCACAUUUCACUGGCUUCAAGACAGGUAAAGGGGAUUCUGUGACUUUGACAAAUUCAUCAUCUCGGAAGUUUGCUCGAACACUUGUGGACUCGUUAAACGUUUGUGAUGAUGAUGUGGUUGUGGAGAAGAGUCAUGAGAACCACGACUCACAUUUCACUGGCUUCAAGACAGGUAAAGGGGAUUCUGUGACUUUGACGAAUUCAUCAUCUCGGAAGUUUGCUCGAACACUUGUGGACUCGUUAAACGUUUGUGAUGAUGAUGUGGAUGUGGAGAAGAGUCAUGAGAACCACGACUCACAUUUCACUGGCUUCAAGACAGGUAAAGGGGAUUCUGUGACUUUGACAAAUUCAUCAUCUCGGAAGUUUGCUCGUACACUUACAGACCCUUCCAUUUCUGGUGAUGUUUUCGUAAAGCUAGAAAAGUGCUACGAGUCUUAUGAUUAUAAUGCCCAUAAUGUCAAAGAUAAUUUAUUACUGUCUGAGGAACAAAUUGCUGAGGUGCAUGAUGAUUUUGGGGACUCAUCUCAUAAUUAUAUUGACUCAUUUAGUGGAUGUUUUGAUACCCAAUUUGACUUAUCAUUUGAACGUUCUGACGGUGGUAUUCACAUGAUGGAAAUUAAUAUAUCAUUAGAUGUGGAACGUGAAAAAGCACGGGUUGACCAACAAAAUCUAAUUGCACAUAAUCAAUCAAUUCCAUCACCCAGUCAACAUGUGCUCUCUACAUCUGAUACUUCAUUGAAUACUACAUUAUAUGGACUAUUGUGGAAUAUACGUAGAAGAUAUUAUGGAACUGAGAUAUUAAAUUCGACAAAUGACCAAUCACUUUUAAAGUGGAAAGUAUUACUUGCUGACUAUGCCAAUCAUCAAAAGUUAUCUGUUUCUUCUGCACCACUUUACUUACCGAAAUAUUUAAAGUUUUCAAAUGAUACUCAUAAUAAAUGGUCUUUACAAACUGCAGAUAAACUUUACUGGUUACUGGAUAUGAAGCAUAUUAUAGAUACAAAAUGUGAAAGCAGUCUUCCUAUUUCUUACAAAUUCCAUGAUUUUAUUUUGAUUCCUGAUAAGUUCGGAUGUGUUGGCAAACAAGAAAUUAUCAAUUCAUUUUUGAGCUGUCGUAGAAUUUGUUCAAAUGUAAUUACCCGUGGUUGGAUUGAAAACCAUUACUUACAAAUAAUGUGGAAAGUUGGUACAAUUGCUUUAUUUUACAGUGAUUUAUGCGCAACGUUACUUAGUGACUAUUGUGCACCGAUUCAUGUCCUAAAUGAAUUACACUAUCGUUAUGAUCGUGAAAUAGAAACUUGUCAAAGACCAGCUCUUCGAAAAGUCAUCGAACAAGACGAUACACCGGCGCGUCGUCUAAUCUUGUGCGUCAGUCGCAUAGAUAUUUUUGACCAAUGUAUAAAGGCUUGUCUGACAGAUGGCUGGUAUCAAAUUGCUUGGCAUCCAGAUCCCAUGCUUACAACACUGAUUACUUCUGGAAAAAUUCGUGUUGGUUCGAAGUUAGUAACUGCUGGUGCUGAACUAGUCGUAACCAAUCCAUCAUCUACUAACAAUCAGCCUAAAAGGAAGUGCUCUUCAGGUGAUGAGCAAAUUGAUGAAUUUAAGCAUUUAUAUGGAGAUGACGGUGUAGCUGUUGGAAUGGCUUUGAAGUUGCAUGGAAAUUCUACACGACCUGUUUCUUGGUGUUCACGCCUAGGAUUCGCUACAAAACAACCAAGUUCGGGUGCUGGCUUGUAUCCAGUUCCUCUAUGUACUCUCAGUUCAGAUGGAGGUAUCUGUAGCUCAAUUCGAGUAGUAAUCCAACGUCGAUAUUCCCUACAAUAUAUGGAGACAUUAGAGGUCCCGGAACAAAAUGCAGAUACAUCAACUCUUUUGACACGUACAAAUUCUGGUCCAGAUGAACUGUCUUCAAAGUUUCGUUUAAAUCGCCGUCGAAUUUUUCGCAGUGAACGGGCUGAGGAGGCGGAAGUUAGACUAUAUGAAGCGCGCAGACUCAAAGUUAUUGAUGGAGCCUUGGAUAAACUUGUAGUUAAUAAUCCAAGCAAACGUCGAAUUCAACCUACACAUGAACAAUUAAUAGCUUUGGGUAAUGAUGGUGAAGCAUUGUUACAAGCAAUUCUAAAUGCUCCAGAUUCUAUGGAAGCUGAAUCUAAUUUAACUCAAGUACAACGUGAUGCUAUACAACAUUAUAAAGAGUCUAUCAUUCAUGAUGCAAUUAUUGAAAAUGUCCCACCUAGACAGAUUACUCCUCUUUUGCGUUUAAGAGUUUCAGGAAUUCAUCCUAGAGAUAUUGCUAGUGGUUAUAGCGCUUUGAUUACUUUGUGGAGUCCAACGGAUGAAAUGUUAUCAGUUUUGAAAGAAGGAGAGAUUGUUGAAUUUUAUCGUUUGCAAGUGUCGGCUACACGUGCAAACGAUCCAUUUGUAUCUCCAUCAACUGUUCCAGGAUUUAUCAAACCUAUAGGCGUUAAUAUACCUUCUGGUUUUGUAAUAAGCCUUUCUGGUGGUCGUACAACACGCAUUUUAUCAUUAGGUCAUAUUUCCAACUUGAAAGGAAUUGUUUCUAUUGAUAAUAUUUCUCGUGUAUAUCAUCCAAGAGUAAAAUUAAGUGUUUCUGAAGCCUAUCAAACGAUUAUUCAGGCGGACAAAUCUACGAGUUCAUUUAACAAAGGAAAUCAUGAAGUUGAUUUACGUUGUUUGAUUAUAGCAAUUUAUCAUACUCCAGUGCAUUCGAAUCCAUCUUACAAAAGCUAUCCAUCUGAUGUUAAACAACAGAUGAACCAUCCAAGAACAAUCGAUACUCCUUUCAAAUAUCCUUCUUCUGAUGUCGAUUGCGUUUAUGCAGUGGAUGCGAAUUGUAAAUCAGAAACAUGUUUAUCUGUGAUCAAAUUUUGGGAUGGUUUACAGGCUCUUCAUUUAAUGGACAUAGUUCAAAUUGGUCGUGUUUUAUGUUUCACCGACUUGCAGUUACGUCAUUGUCAAACAAUUACUGCAACGUCUAAAUUAAAUAAUCAGCCUUCGCGUAAAAUUCCCCUUCUUACUUUACAUUAUACAUCUGCUAGCAAUGUUACAGUUGAAAAACCAAUCGGUCGACGUUCCAGUCGUACUGCAUCAACUGAGUCAGAUCCUACUGUUGUAUCCUGUUUACAACAAGUUUUAAAGGACUUUCUGUUUUCAAAAUCAGGAUGUGAAAUAGAUUUACAAAUAUCUAAUUCUCCUUUGAAUCAUAGCAAAUCCUUAACUUCUGCAUCGAAUACAUCACACUCUACUGGUGUUGGUUUGUCAUCAUUAUUACGUGGUUCUAUUGGUCGUGCACAAUCAACUCCUGUUCACAAUACAAUAGAAACUCCAAAAGUUUCCACUUCACUCGAAAAUUCUUCCUCUAUUUUGAAUAUAACUUGUCCAUCACCAACUGAAUCAAUGCUUAAACAAGGUCUUCCACUUAAAGAACAAAAUUUUACUCCAAUUAAACGAUAUCUAUCAACAACUACUACUGACUGUCAACAAUCUUUAAACAAUAAUACACCAAAAACUGCUACUGUACGUUACACCGAAAGCCAAUUUUGCUUCGUUACAUUUCAUUUUUUAUAUCUAUGGUAAUUAAUGAUUCUAAACCUACAGUUCAACUUAUAUUUUGUGAAUUUUAGUCUAAUAAUAUCUAAAAUAAAGCCUUUAAAAGGUUUGAUAAACAAAAUAUGCAACUGAAUUUAAUUUGUUCUUAUAUUCGAACCCUUCCUAAUCGAAGUGCUUCGCGUACAGGUCUUUCACGAAGAACCCGUUCUCGUUCUAGUAUCCCUGGACUAAAAACUUCGUCUACAUCUGUAUCAGAUAAAUCUGUUUCUCACGAAAUAAAACAAUCCGAGAUCGUUGAGAUUACAAAGUCACCAACUUCUGAUAUUAUUCACCCGCUACUUAUUCCUGAAGAACCGUGUUUUACUCCUGAGCCUAAAGCUAAACGUCCUCGCGGUUCCCAACGUAGUAAUAAAUGUGAUAAUUCAUUAGAACUUUCUAAUAAUAAAGAUAUUUCAGAAUGUAUUCAAUCACCUAAGGAUAUUUUGAAUAGUUCAGUGGGUGAAAAAGAAAAUAUAUCGUUGUCCGAUCCAUUUAGAAUAAAAACUCCUCCUUACAAUUCAGAAAUGUCAUCUAAUUCACAGCUUACAAAUGAUUCAUUUGAUAACUCUGACAUGAGUAUUGCAGAUCUCGUGAAAACACGUCAACGUCGUCAGUCACGUUCAUCUCAACCUAUUACCGCCACAUCACCAACGCAACAUUCCACACCAAUCAUAUCUAAGAACCGAUUAUCAUUGAAAAGAAUUUCGAAAUAAUGCAUUUUUGCUAUUUCAUUUUUAUCAUUUAUUAUUGUUGUUUCUCCAUUUCUCCUGGCAUUUACUCAAUUAUUCAGUGUUUCAAUAGAAAUGUCACCAGUUUCCCCUUUAUUAUUGUUAUUAUUUGCCUUUGAGUUUAAUUUCCGUAGUUAUUUCACUUUUUACAUUAAACAGAAGUGGAGAUAUUGCAAAUUGUAAUUUAAAAAGUCAGUUAUUUUCUGAUAGUUAUUUUUUUUUAAAUUUUAGUUUACUCUUGGACUGUUAAGUUGAAACAGUAAAAAGAUGAUAUAGUAGCUUAUUC